This is a messenger RNA of Pyrus x bretschneideri (Chinese white pear), 2871 nucleotides long. Its product is annotated as potassium transporter 10-like. NCBI's taxonomy places the organism in Eukaryota, Viridiplantae, Streptophyta, Magnoliopsida, Rosales, Rosaceae. The transcript is spliced from 8 exons. The record is from RefSeq and is a predicted model, not a curated record. Bases 454 to 2808 code for a protein of 784 amino acids. Gene Ontology annotation, cellular component: membrane. Gene Ontology annotation, molecular function: potassium ion transmembrane transporter activity. Gene Ontology annotation, biological process: potassium ion transmembrane transport.
ACUCUAGAUGUUAUAAAAAAAAUGUUGAAUUUUCUCAACGAACUGAGCGACAAACUCGUUGCCUUGCAUGCCAAAGUUACGUGCUUGUUGCAUUGUGUCACUGAAUUUUCUCCAAAGGUCUUGUCUUGUACGUAUUUCGUUUUAAUUCAGAAGUGUUGCAUCAUUACAUGUAAGCAAUGCAAAAUCUAUAAAUAGGCGAGGCAGCAAACCAUCCUAUUGCAUUGCCCUCCCGAAAAACAUGAGAUGAGUAAAAAUUCCUGCCCCUAAUCCUCCACAAACUGUUGUCCCAAGCACCAAGCAAAUUCUGGGGUACCAGAAGAAAGCAACAAGAAAAAAAAGGAAAAACAAAAACUACCCAAGUGAAGAAAUUGAAAAAUUGUUGCCGGAUAGGUGACAUUUGAGCAGGGGAAGAGGAACCCAUUUGAAUCAGUGAGUUGCAGAUCACUGCAAACAAUGUCUGACAAUGGAGACCCUGAGAAAAAAGGCGGGGUCUGGGAUUUGGAUAAGCAGCUUGACCAGCCAAUGGACGAGGAGGCUAAAACGGUCAGAAAUGUGUACGGGGACCAGACGUAUUGUUCAGUGGGAACGGUUCUACAGCUUGCAUUUCAAAGUCUUGGUGUGGUCUAUGGAGAUUUGGGCACAUCCCCUUUGUAUGUUUUCAAAAAUAUAUUUCCUGCAGGAAUCGAUGCCCCGGAAGAUUUACUCGGAGCUUUAUCGGUCAUCAUAUAUUCCCUCACUCUUAUCGUACUCGUGAAGUAUGUUCUUAUUGUCUGUAGAGCGAAUGACAACGGUCAAGGUGGAACAUUUGCUCUUUAUUCAUUACUUUGUCGACAUGCAAAAAUAAAGACCGUUCCUAACCAAGACCAAAGUGAUGAGGAGCUAACAACAUUUAGCCGUUCUACAUUUGGUGAGAAAUCAUUUUCUGAAUGCACCAAGCGAUGGUUGGAAGGACACGCAGUCAUGCGGAACAUACUUCUUAUUCUUGUCCUGGUUGGCUCUUGCGCUGUGAUAGGGGAUGGGAUUCUUACUCCAGCCAUAUCAGUUCUGUCAGCGGUCGGUGGGAUCAAUGUGGGACGGUCCCAGAUUAGUAAUGACGUAGUUGUACUUGUUUCUGUUGUUAUACUGGUACUUUUGUUUAUCGUGCAACAAUUUGGUCCGGAGAAAGUUGGUUGGCUGUUUGCACCAGUUGUGCUCCUUUGGUUUCUCGUAAUUGGAGGAAUCGGCAUCUUCAACAUCUGGAAAUAUGACACUAGCGUUUUGAAAGCUUUUUCACCCAUGUAUGUGUAUGUAUACUUUAAGAAGGGAGGUAUAACUGGGUGGGCAUCGCUUGGUGGUAUCGUGCUUUGUAUAAACGGAACGGAAACACUUUUUGCUGAUGUAUCGCAUUUCCCAGUCCUGUCCAUACAGAUUGCUUUCACUGUUGUUGUAUUUCCUUGCCUUCUUUUAGCCUACUCUGGUCAAGCUGCCUACCUCAUGAAAAACCGAGAUCACGUAAUAGAUGCUUUUCAUUACUCUAUUCCAGAGCACAUAUACUGGCCUGUGUUUGCGGUUGCAACUGCUGCUGCUAUUGUUGCAAGUCAGGCCAUCAUAACCGCCACUUUUUCGUUAGUCAAGCAGGCCCUUGCGCUUGGCUGUUUCCCAAGAGUCAAAGUUGUAUAUACAUCGAGGAACCGUCAUCAAAUAUAUAUUCCGGAGAUUAAUUGGAUUCUUAUGAUUCUCUGCAUCUUAAUAACAGUUCGAUUUAGAAAUCAAGCUGAAAUUGGGAACGCUGCCGGGACGGCGGUUGUUAUAGUCAUGUUGGUAACCACAUUUCUGAUGAUGUUAGUGAUGAUAUUAGUUUGGCGCUGCCAUUGGACUCUCGUACUUAUCUUCAGUGUCUUAACAUUUGUGGUGGAGGGCACUUACCUUUCGGCUGUACUCCCCAAGGUCAAUCAAGGAGGCUGGGUUCCUCUUGUGCUUACACUGGCCUUCUUUAUCGUCAUGUAUGGUUGGCAUUACGGUACAGAAAUACGCUAUGACAUUGAGAUGCACAGCAAGGUGUCGAUGGCAUGGCUGCUUGGACUUGGUCCCAGUUUAGGACUGGUUCGGGUACCUGGGAUAGGCCUUGUGUACUCUGAGAUAGCGACUGGAGUCCCCCGCAUCUUCUCUCACUUUAUCACCAACCUGCCCGCCAUCCAUUCUGUUGUCGUGUUUGUCUGCGUGAAGUACCUUCCUGUCUGCACAGUCCCAGAAGAAGAACGGUUCCUUGUUAAGCGGAUUGGACCCGAAAACUUCCACAUGUUCCGUUGUGUUGUAAGAUAUGGCUACAAGGACGACCACAAUAGGGACGACGAAUUUGAGAAAAAGCUCUUUGACAAUCUCUUCACAUUCGUCCGGCUUGAGUCCCUGAUGGAAGGAUCUCCAGGCUCUGAUGUAUCUAGUAUACUCAACCAGGACGCCAUGUGGAACAACCACAGCAGCAGCAUACCUUACUCGAAUGCAGACCUGUCGAUUACAUCUGUAGACUCCAUCGAACCUGAUGAUUCUCCGGUGCAUAUCGGCCAGAGUUUGGCCUACUCCUCUGUCCCGCCGAGCAAGCAGCUGGUGGAGCUCGACGGGAUAGAGUUCUUGAACCGGUGUAGAGAUGCAGGAGUGGUGCACAUACUUGGGAACACUGUGGUACACGCUAGGGGGGGAUCAAAUUUUUUUAGGAAGGUGGCGAUUGAUUACCUGUAUGCAUUUCUUAGGAAGAUUUGCAGAGGGAACAGUGUGUUGUUCAAUGUUCCUCAUGAGAGUCUCUUGAGCGUUGGACAGAUUUUCUAUGUGUGAAACUUUUUUGAUAGUAUAAUUAACAAUUGGUAAUCGGUAAAUCAUCUUCUGCCUUCUCCAUUA